AUGUCCAUAUUCAAGGCGAUAGCUGUGGUGCCUCCUGCCUGUGACUCGUUUGCCACAGUCUGUUCAGGCGCAAACUGCCUUGUACCUCCCAGUAACUUCAAUGCAGUACUGAGCCUGGUGUUGAGCACAGUGCUCACCAUAAUGCUUGCCAUGGUCAUGUUCUCCAUGGGCUGCACUGUGGAUUCCAAAAAGCUGUGGGGUCACAUCAAGAGACCUUGGGGCAUCGUCAUUGGCUUCCUCUGUCAGUUUGGCAUCAUGCCUUUCACAGCCUUUGCCUUGUCAUUGGCCUUUGGUGUGUUGCCUGUGCAGGCUGUCGUCAUCAUCAUUAUGGGCUGCUGUCCUGGAGGCUCUGGCUCUAACAUUAUCUGCUACUGGCUGGAUGGAGACAUGGACCUUAGUAUCAGUAUGACAGCUUGUUCCUCUAUCCUGGCCUUGGGGAUGAUGCCUCUCUGUCUGCUUAUCUACACCUCCAGCUGGACUUCUGCCAGCACCAUCCAGAUCCCAUAUGACAGUAUUGGUAUCACUCUAGUGGCCCUUCUUAUCCCAAUUACCCUGGGAAUGUAUGUUAAACGCAGGUGGCCCCACAUUGCAAAAAAGAUCCUCAAGGUGGGGUCCAUUGCAGGCUUUGGUCUCAUUAUCAUCAUAGCUGUGGUUGGAGGAAUCCUCUACCAAUCCUCCUGGACCAUUGCUCCCUCCCUAUGGAUUAUUGGCACUAUCUACCCCUUUAUUGGUUUCGGCCUGGGGUUCCUCUUGGCCCGCUUUGCGGGUCAACCCUGGCACAGAUGUCGAACCAUUGCAUUGGAGACAGGUUUCCAGAACUCCCAGUUGUGCAGCACCAUUGUCCAGCUGUCCUUCAGCCCUGCCGAGCUGGAAGUCAUGUUUGCAUUCCCCCUCAUCUACAGCAUCUUCCAGCUAGUGGUGGCAGUCUUAUCUGUGGGAGCCUACCAGGCAUAUAAAAAGUCAUUCGGCCGUGGUUCGUCUGAUAUAGACGGUAAGGCUCCAUCGCUGGAGGCUGGUGACGUUGAACAAGCAAAAGAAAAGGACUGUGCUGUGGAAAAUACUGCCUUUGAGUUUGACGAGAAUGGCAACAGCGAAGAGAUGGGUAAGGACGUUUACAAGAACACCCAGCUGUGA
Messenger RNA from Xiphias gladius (swordfish), 1134 nucleotides. RefSeq names its product solute carrier family 10 member 2 (gene slc10a2). Bases 1 to 1134 code for a protein of 377 amino acids. NCBI's taxonomy places the organism in Eukaryota, Metazoa, Chordata, Actinopteri, Istiophoriformes, Xiphiidae. The record is from RefSeq and is a predicted model, not a curated record. Gene Ontology annotation, cellular component: apical plasma membrane. Gene Ontology annotation, molecular function: bile acid:sodium symporter activity. The transcript is spliced from 6 exons. Gene Ontology annotation, biological process: bile acid and bile salt transport.